Molecule: messenger RNA, 593 nt
Organism: Cucurbita moschata (crookneck pumpkin)
Lineage: Eukaryota; Viridiplantae; Streptophyta; Magnoliopsida; Cucurbitales; Cucurbitaceae
Exons: 2
Coding region: 96-473 (125 amino acids)
Source: RefSeq, a predicted model, not a curated record
CUCCUCUUUUCUCAUUCCAUUCUUUCUUCUCUUCCUUCCUUCCUUCCCCAUUUACCCAUUCCUUAUUCCUUCUCCCAACACAUGACACAUUCCACAUGGAGAGCCCCGAUUUCUCACCGCCUCACGCCGACGCAUCCAGACCCUCCUUAGCCUUUCCUCUCGGCACUGCUCUCCUCCUUCUCGUUAUCUUCACCUUGAGCGGAAUCUUCUCCUGCUGCUAUCACUGGGACAAACUCAGAUCCCUCCGCCGCUCCGCUUCCCAAUUUAACCCUACUUCUCCCUCCAAAUUUACCCCUACUUCUCUCGAUUUGGAGAAGAAUCAGAGAGACAGCUUAUCGGUGAUGAUGCCCGGGGAUUCCAUUCCCAAGUUCAUUGCGAUGCCGUGCCCCAGGGAGCCGCCACGCCCGGAGAUGGUCGAGGUAAAAGUGGAGAAACCGCCGAAGCCGCCGCGAAUUGCGGUUCCUUUCAUUUAGCACAUUAAGAUUCAUCCUUGAUUGAUCUUUGUACAUUGUAAAAGCAAAUGAAUUCUUUCCAAUUUCAUCUGUUAUCUUCCCUUGCAAAACGCAAUUUCAAUUUCUAUAAUUUACAACCAA